UCCACCAAAGAAACUUUAACGAACAACGUGUGCUCUUGCAAAAGUUAUUCCAUCCAGUGACAUGGCUAGUGUACGCUUCUUUCUGUACAACGUUUGCUGUUUGGUGGUGAUUUUCGGUAAUUUGCAAACGACCUCGGCUAAACGAUACUGCGGCGUCCAGCUUACCAAUGUGCUGAGUUUUCUCUGCGUAGAAUAUUACUCUAUGGAUGAUGUGAAACGGAACACCGGAUUCGGUGAGAAACUGAUUGGACAUCCAGAAACGUACCAGCUCGGCUCGUCUAGCGAAGAUAGCAACGAAGAAAUGAGCUUCAACGAAGUGCCACAGUUCGAGCAAAACGUGGUCCACAAAAAUUGGUUCCCGCGUUGGUUUAAGCUGAAAUCGCCGUCGCACGACACCACACGCUACGGGAGAGCAUUUCAUAAAGGUGUAAUGGAACGGAUCCGACGAAAUGUUGCCGACGAGUGUUGCUACAAGGACUGCAGCAUGGAUCAGUUGUUAUCCUAUUGCAAGGUAGCAGCACCGGGCGUCGUGAGUUUGUAGAAUGUUGCACGUUUCGGUAAAAUAUUUCGAUAUGCGUUUCCAAAGCCAAGACUUUCAGAAGAAAACAAGAGAGGGAAGCCAGAGCUAACCAGCGGCGAGUCUAGUGAGUUUACUUUUAGUAGCUUUAUGCGCCCAGCGGGGGAGAAAAAUCAACGGGCACAUCCUUAGCGCUAUGAGAUAGAAUAAUCAUGUAAUGGGAAGAUCCGCAAUGUCUAAUUCAGUGGAGCUAUAAAUAGAGUUAUUG
This is a messenger RNA of Anopheles nili, 785 nucleotides long. RefSeq names its product probable insulin-like peptide 3. The transcript has 2 exons. Bases 62 to 541 code for a protein of 159 amino acids. NCBI's taxonomy places the organism in Eukaryota, Metazoa, Arthropoda, Insecta, Diptera, Culicidae. Gene Ontology annotation, cellular component: extracellular region. The record is from RefSeq and is a predicted model, not a curated record. Gene Ontology annotation, molecular function: hormone activity.